Messenger RNA from Budorcas taxicolor (takin), 1889 nucleotides. RefSeq names its product GTP binding protein 3, mitochondrial (gene GTPBP3). Gene Ontology annotation, cellular component: mitochondrion; cytoplasm. Lineage: Eukaryota; Metazoa; Chordata; Mammalia; Artiodactyla; Bovidae. Gene Ontology annotation, biological process: tRNA methylation; tRNA wobble uridine modification. The coding region runs from base 26 to 1507 and encodes 493 amino acids. The transcript has 9 exons. Gene Ontology annotation, molecular function: protein binding; GTP binding; GTPase activity. The record is from RefSeq and is a predicted model, not a curated record.
CAGGCGGAUAGCUCAUUGUGAAUCCAUGUGGCGGGGGCUGUGGACCCUGGUAUCCCGGGCUGCACGUGGGCCUCACAGUCCCAGACUGUGCACGCGCCAGGCCAGUGGUUACCCGGCCCCCGGUUCCGGAGCCACUAUCUUCGCUCUGAGCUCUGGCCAAGGCCGCUGCGGCAUCGCGGUGAUCCGAACCAGCGGCCCUGCCAGCGGCCACGCCCUCCGGAGCCUCACGGCGCCGCGGGACUUACCGCCGGCUCGCAAAGCCUGCCUGCGCCUGCUCAGCGACCCCCGCUCUGGGGAGCCUUUGGACCGCGCGCUGGUGCUUUGGUUUCCAGGUCCCCAAAGUUUUACCGGUGAGGAUUGCGCGGAGUUCCACGUACAUGGAGGGCCGGCCGUGGUGAGUGGUGUCCUGCAGGCCCUGGGCAGUGUGCCAGGGCUGAGGCCAGCGGAAGCAGGCGAGUUCACCAGGAGGGCGUUCGCCCACGGGAAGCUGAGCCUGACGGAGGUGGAGGGGCUGGCAGACCUGAUCCACGCAGAAACCGAGGCGCAGCGGCGACAGGCCCUGAGGCAGCUCGAUGGGGAGCUGGGUGACCUCUGCCGCGGCUGGGCCGAGACCCUCACUAAAGCUCUGGCCCAUGUAGAGGCCUAUAUCGAUUUUAGUGAGGAUGACAACCUGGAGGAAGGCGUCCUGGAUCAAGCUGAUAGUGAGGUGCGGAAGCUGGAGGUGGCGCUUGGUGUACAUCUUCGAGAUGCCAGGCGCGGGCAGAGGCUCCGCUCAGGGGCGCACGUAGUGGUUGCGGGACCUCCCAACGCCGGCAAAAGCAGCCUGGUGAACCUGCUCAGCCGGAAGCCUGUGUCCAUCGUGUCCCCGGAGCCGGGGACCACCCGAGAUGUUCUGGAGACCCCCGUGGACCUGGCCGGGUUCCCGGCGCUGCUGAGCGACACUGCAGGGUUGCGGGAAGGCGUGGGGCCUGUGGAGCAGGAGGGAGUGCGGCGUGCCCAAAAAAGGCUGGAGCAGGCUGACCUCAUUCUGGCCGUGUUGGAUGCUUCUGACCUGGCCUCUCCAGCCAGCUGCAACUUCCUGGACACCGUUGUCAUCCCGGCAGGAGCCGGGAACCCCAAUGGGAGCCACCAGCGCCUUCUGCUUGUGCUGAAUAAAUCGGACCUGCUGCCCGCUGGGUGCUCAGACCCCCAUCCUGACCUCCCCUCCCACCUGUUGCUGUCUUGCCUGACGGGUGAGGGGCUGGACGGCCUCCUAGAAGCACUGAAGAAGGAGCUGGCUGAACUGUGUGGGGACCCGUCCACAGGCCCACUUCUGACACGAUCGAGGCACCAACACCACCUCCAGGGCUGCCUGGAUGCCCUUGGUCAGUACAGGCAAGCAAAAGACUUAGCCCUGGCAGCCGAGGCACUUCGGGUAGCCCGAGGGCAUCUGAGUCAUCUCACUGGUGGAGGGGGCACCGAGGAAAUUCUGGAUAUCAUCUUCCGGGACUUCUGCGUGGGCAAGUGAGGGGGCAUCUGAAGCUCAGACCCAGGCUGGAGGAGCACCCAGAAGCCUUGGGGUGUCUGGGAACAGCUAAGGCCAAGUCGGGGAACUUGACCGAAAACCAUGAAGCCUCUGUUGCUGGUAGUGACUGAGUGGCAGCCGGCCAGAUUUCGGGGGUUUGGCCCUGAGUGGGGCUGAAGGGAGGUCAUUUUGGGCACAUGAUGCUGGGGGAGGUGGAGGAUCAAGACGGAGGUUGAAAGGUCUCAGACGUUUUUUGUUUUAUAGUUUUUAAUUUAUUUUGCAAAUUCCAAAGAAAGGUAAGAAAUGGGUGAUCCAGAAAUAUUUGAACACCCUCUCCUUGGUUGUUGUAUCCUUCCAGAACUUUCUGUGCAAAUUUGCAUACUUG